AUGCGCAACUUACACAUCUACCUCUCAGCGCUCUCAAUCCUCCACCCAGUCCUUGGCAUCCGCCAUGGCUCGUCAGAAUUACGGGACCUCGAAGCCUUUCCCAAAUUCGAGGUUCAAUUCCUGAACCACCUCCCUGUCGCUGAGAGCGAGGCAAAGCGGAGUCAGUCGGAAGGGAUCCGCAGGGAAGAGGAGUGGGUGCGCUUCAGACCAGGCUCGCCGGGUAUGCAGCAGCUAGGGGACGGAUCGGCAGAUUGGGCGCCAGCUGAAGCAGAGCGGCUCGAGCUCAUCCGCAUGGCAUUGAAGAACCCGGCGUCGAACGAGACGCAGCCAUACCUCUGCCUCAUGCCUUCUGCUUCGAAACGGGCGGAGCAGAAUGUCCAGGCCGAGGUGGAGCCGGUGCAUGAGGAGAUCGAUCCGUUACAGGCUUGGUCUGCCCUGAGCCAUCUGGAGGGGAAGUGCCUAUAUGCCAAGCAGGGUUGGUUCACCUAUGCGUACUGCCACGACUCUCACCUUCGUCAAUUCCGCUCAGCACCCCAUACACACCCCCACCCUCCAGGCGGUUACGUCCCAGAGGAAGACCCCACUUACGAUGCCUACACCCUCGGGCAGGCCCGCCCUUCUCCUCGGAAGCAAGCUCGCUCCUCCCUCCCUCAAGCCAAAGCAGCGCAAGCUCAAGCUGGCAAGCCCAAGGCGGACACUCCAGUAGACGGCGGUCAUUCCGUCGAUCGGGCCGAUUCGGUAGCCCACCCCUCCUCCGCCAUCUCUUCCUCCUUGAGCGGCGCAAAUCGCUAUCUCGUACAAAACUGGUCAGACGGGACACGGUGCGACAAAACGGGCCGGCCACGCGAGACGGAAGUGCAAUUCCACUGCAGUAUGACGACCAAUGACCAGAUCUACCUGAUCAAGGAACUGGCUAUCUGCCAAUACGUCCUGAUCAUCCACUCGCCGCACCUCUGCUCUCUGCCGGGGUUCCGGCCGGAGAAGGUGGAUGUGGAGCCGGCGGGCAUCCAGUGUCGGCAGGUUAUGAAGGAUGAGGAGUACCGCGCAUGGCGGGAACGAGAGGAUCUGGGGGAGCUGCCAAGCCUCCGGCCGCCGGGAUUGGAGGCGGAGUCGACGAUUGGCGGGGAUAUCGCGGAUAGCGAGGGACCGAGUCUGAAGGAGUUGCUCAAGAAGGCGUAUGAGAGCAAGCAGGCUCAGCUGGGCGGGGCGGGGUCCGCCAAGGACGCCGUGCGCGGCAGUGGGGACCAAGCAGACGUAGCAGGACGCGAGCAGGAAGUCAUGUUCAUCUCGAUCGAGGAGGACGAGGAUGGCAAUGCGGCGAUGGUGCUCGAUACGGAGGCGAUGCUGCAGACCAUACUAGGGGAGGCGAAGACGGAGGUCCAGGCGGCGAUACAGGCGGCUGGGGAGGGCGGGCACGAUUUGGCGGAUAAGGAGAGGGAGAUGAUCAUCAAGGCGGUGAGAGAGUUCUCGGGCCGGACAAGGGCAUCGAAGGGCAAGGAGGGGGAUGACGAGUUCGAUGAGGCAAGAGUAAGGGACGAGUUGUAG
Messenger RNA from Dioszegia hungarica, 1545 nucleotides. RefSeq lists its product as uncharacterized. Lineage: Eukaryota; Fungi; Basidiomycota; Tremellomycetes; Tremellales; Bulleribasidiaceae. The record is from RefSeq and is a predicted model, not a curated record. Gene Ontology annotation, cellular component: endoplasmic reticulum lumen. The transcript has 3 exons. Bases 1 to 1545 code for a protein of 514 amino acids. Gene Ontology annotation, biological process: retrograde protein transport, ER to cytosol; endoplasmic reticulum unfolded protein response.